AGCUUCUUCAAACCUGACACGAUGGUGUUUCUUCUUCUGCUCCAGCUUCUGCUGACCUCUGGCACUCUGGGAUACAGCCUGGACAACCCCCUCACCUACGUACGCAAAGACUUUGUGACGGGUAAACCUGUGACAUGCGACGCCUGCCAGCCUGGGUACUACCUGCGCGCGCACUGCACGGCGACGCAGAAGAGCCAGUGCGCCCCGUGUCCGGCAGGCUCGUUCACGGCGAUCUGGAACUACAUCGACAAGUGUUUGCGCUGCAGUGUGUGCGGGUUGAACGAGGUGGUGAAGAAGCCCUGCACGGCGUCCAACGACUCCCAGUGCGCGUGCAAGGACGGGUACUUCUUCCACCCGCGGUACAACAUGUGCACGCGCCACAGCGAGUGUCCAUCCGGACAAGGAGUCCUCACUGAAGGGACCGCUGAGAAGAACACGGUGUGUCACAGCUGUCCUGAUGGCACCUUCUCCAACUCCUCCUCUGCGCGGCAGAACUGCACACAGCAUAGGAGCUGCAGUGAUGUGGGCCUGAAGACUGUGCUGAGGGGCUCCAGCUGGCACGACAGCGUUUGUGGAAGCUGUGAUGAGAACAUCGAUGGAGCCGAGUACCUUAAAGAAAUCAUCCCAGGUAUCUUUGUUCAUCACAAAAUGAGCAUUAAAAGAAUGCGUCGCUUAGUGCACAAGCUGCUGUCUGAAAAGGGCGAAAAGCACAGCGGAACGUCGCAGAUGAGUUCCCCACAACUCCAAGCAAAGGUAGAGGAAUGGGUUCUCUCCUCCACCUCAAGCCAAGUUCACAAGCUCAUAGAAAUGCUACGUGAAGUUGGAGCUGUUCAUAAUGCGGAAAAGCUGAGCAGCAAGCUGAGCAGGAUUGAUGCUUUUAUGACAGACUGCAGAGCCAAAACAGAAGGAGGAGAAGUCAUGUACACUGAUAUAGAAGGUGUUGUUUAACACUCGCAGCGAGUGUUAAACAACAGAACUAUUUUUAAGCAUGAAGACGAGGAAUAAACUCAAAGUGCAUAGGUGGGUAACCUCAGAGGGGUUGACCAUGGACGCAGCUAUGACAGCUCAGCAGAACUGACUGAGCACAGCCGAUGGCCGCCGUCACGGAACCAAGAACAAGACAAAUGUACAACCAAAGAAAAGAUCCAAACAAGCAAAUCUAUGUCCUGGUCCCAACCUUGGAUCAUCCCUAAUGCACAGACUUCAUCUGGAUGAAGCUCGUCUGCUGGACUUUAAAUAUGUAGUUGUAUAAGUUAAUAUAAGUUCAUUUUUUUCUAUGAGUUCUGGUACAUCGCCUGUCCGUCUUGGGGGAGGAUCCCUCCUCCAUGUGGACACCCCUGAGGUUUCUUCGUUUUUACCGGAAUCCGGUUUUUUGGGAGCUUUUCCUUACAGAGAAGGGGGGUCUAAGGGCAGGGAUGCCACUAUAGCUUAGUCUGUUUGGUUAAAGUUUUAGUAUUGUCCAAUUGAAUGCUAUGUAUUUAUGAUCCUGUUGAUUUUAUAUUUUACUUUUUCAACUACAGAUACGAAGCCCAUCGAAACGACUGUUGUUGUGAAUUUGGGCUAUACAAAAUAAAAUUGAAUUGAAUUGAAUCUCCUCCUCCUCUUGUGUCAAAACGACACUGGCAUUUAUUUUUUGCUGAGGAGUAUUAGCCUCGCUUAGCAAAAAGUAGGACACUUCAAAUUGAGUGUUUCUCUAUAGUAUAACAGCAAGUACUGUAUACUAUAAAGCAUGUGUGUGUUGUGUAGGAUGUAUACUGAAUACUUUUUCAGACUGAAUAUUUUAUUUUAAAAUAUGUAUAAGUAAAUAAAGUAAACUUUGAGUAUACUUGUAGAACACUUCAAUAGACUAUAUUUUGCUAAGGGAUCUGGUAAAUCUACCUCCUUUACAUUUCAGUUGCUCAAUGAGUUAAACUGCUAUUAGGGCUGGGUAUUACCGCCAAAACACACAUAGGACUCAACUUUAAUUCACAAGGUUGCUGUUGGAUUUGAUUCUUUUUUUUUCUUUCAAAUUUGCUUUGAAAGCGGUGUGUUUGGUUAUUAAAAUGAAAGCCCUUGAACCGCUUUUUUAUUUUACUGUUGCAGUGUAAAGUCUAAAUAAAGUUUUUGUAUUGUCUUUUGUAUUGGAGCUGAUGUUUUUAUUCUCUCAUUGUGAAAGCCUGCUGGUCAAUG
Messenger RNA from Oryzias latipes (Japanese medaka), 2169 nucleotides. RefSeq names its product tumor necrosis factor receptor superfamily, member 11b (gene tnfrsf11b). The record is from RefSeq and is marked validated. Gene Ontology annotation, molecular function: protein binding. NCBI's taxonomy places the organism in Eukaryota, Metazoa, Chordata, Actinopteri, Beloniformes, Adrianichthyidae.